AUGGAGGCUGAUCCAAAGGUAGCGACAAACUACCACACACUUGAAGCGGAGGUUAUAGCGGAAUUAAGCACUAGAGACAGAUUUGCCCCAAUAGAAGAAAGGCAGGAUACUGGAGUUUUAGCUCUUGAUGUCAUUUCUACAAUAAGUCAUGGUAAUACCUUAUGAAAAGGGAACAAAUGCCAUGUAUAUUUGGGUUACGUUCUUUGACAAAAACUUCACUAGUAGAGGAUGUAUGCGUUGCGGGCUGUCCAAAUGCAAAUUAGUCAGAAAUAUUUCUUUUACUGAUCAUUUGCCUUAAAUGCAAACUUUUAUGCUUCGUCCCUUGCUUUUUCUUAAUUUGUUUUUCUGUUUUCUUUCUUUAUCUAUCAGUCUGUCAUUCAUUUGUAUCUGACUUUUCCUUCAGUUUCUAUUGACAUUUCUUCCAUUUUCACUCUUCCUACAAUGAUUUCGGACUAAAUCUGGGACACGUUAUCUUAUUUGAAAGGUCGCCAGAAGCUGGUCUUAUCAGACAUUGAGGUACAGCUGACGUCUAUAAAAAUAAACUGGUUACUUGAGAAAUAUGUAGUGUCUUUUAAAAGAGCGAGCAGCCGCUAAAUUAUUUCAGAAUCAUCAAAUUGUGAAUUCAUUUUCAAGGGAGGAGGGGGGCGGGGGGGGGGACCAGGGGGACCCCAAACUAGCUUUAAGAAUUCGGCAACAGAGUACAGCGUCGUUUGAAACCCAGCGAGGCGAAGAUUCCGGUUGCUCAGGGUCCGUCUAGUCAGGUGAGGCAAAUCAGGCAGCAUUGAUGUAACAUCUGUAACAUCUGUAAACCUGAAGAAGGCUGGUUUGGCCAGCCGAAAUAUUGUUAUGAAAAAACAAUACACGUUGUUCUGAAUCAGCUUUGCAGUAGUCUUUAGACUUCUCGUUUUGGUUCAUUAUAUUUUGGCUUAUUAGAUCUAUUCAACGUUUACAACUAGCAGGAUCUUCGUCCACGGUUUUUGCAGUUAAUUUAAUCUUUUAGCAUUGAUGUGGUUCAUUUCGCUAACCCAGUGUCUUUGUAUUUUUUUCCCCUUUGUUUGAUUCGUUACAAUAGCCCAUUACAAUAAAAUAAAAAAUAACAUAGUUCAGAAACCUAUGUUUCUGCGGAGUUGUUUAGUUCUGAGCAAAGCAUUUGAGACGGUUGACACGCAGGUUGGACUCGCCAAUUCUUCAGACACAUGUCCAGAAGGACGAUCACAGAUAUCUUUUUGUCAUCCAUGUUCUUUUAGAUUUCGUCGAAGAAAUAAAGUAGGUCGGUUUAAGUUGAGCGAAAUUUCUUAUCACCCGUUUAAGCGUAAAAAUUUUUCAUUUUGAUCUAGAAACUUAAGAAAAUGCGAAUUUAGUUACAUUGGUCAUCACGUGUUUGCUGACCAAUAAGGUUCACGUUUUAACUGUGACCUCAAGUAGCUGAUCUCUAAGAAACACCGUUUGGGCCUAGGAUUUAACUUUCUUGCCUUCCUUAGUCUGCUUCACAUUUAAACUGAUCAAUUUCGCGUAUUUUUUAAGGAAAAUAUCAAACCUUUUGGCGUGGAGUAUCACUAAUGAAAGAUCCCUUGGAUCAAACGAUUCUCCAACAGUUGCUAUGGGAACUAAAGCCUCGAACUGUUAUUGAGUUUGGCGCCUAUAAAGGAGGCUCCGCUUUAUGGAUAGCAGACAUGUUAAAGCUGUUCGGUUGUCAGUCUCGAGUUGUAUCUAUUGACAUGGACCUGUCCUUACUCGAUGCUGAAGUUCGCAAGUCUUCAGAUGUGGAGUUCAUUCAAGGCGACUCAUUUCAAGUAGAGAAAGUUUUAUCAAGCACGUUUCUGGAAUUAAGUUAACGAAACGGUGCGCUAUCUUUUGCUCUGCCAUGUGUACUACUUUAAACUAAUCAUGAUUGGUUUUUAACUCGUGGAUACGCUAACUGUAGAAACGGGUUCUUAUAAACAGUGCCAAUCGACCCCAAUGUUGCCAUCCUAAGUUACCACGAAAAAUCGGCUUUUCUAAUCUGAGAAACAAGGAUAAUUCUAACAGAAUUGGUAAAUUGUUUCUGUUUAACAAAUAGAUAUCAUGUUGUCGUGCGUCUCUUCAGUUAUAGAUCACAGAUGACCUCAAAAUGUGGUAAAAACCAAAAAAGUGACACACGAGCUUCAGGCGAGUGUGUCACAGCUGUUUUACCACAUUUUGGCGUCUUCUGUAGUGUUGAAAAACAAUAAUUUAAAAUUCUGUCUGAAGCUGGAAUUAUUCCUCGUCUAUAUCAUUUCAACGUAUCAAAAGGGACGUUUUCUUUUGUCAUCUGAUUUUGAAUGUAAAUGUUGCAGUGAAAUAACAUCCUUACUAAACGGUAAAUCAAAUUAUAAUUCCCCUUGUUUUACAUUCAUGUUCAUACAUAAUCAUGUCCAGAAAAUGGAAUAAGGAGACUAUAGACUAUUUUACAGUUGUGAGCUUAGUAUCCUAGCCCUCGAGUGAACGUGAGGCUGAGGUUCACCUUCCGUUGAUACAAACCUCUUUCCAGUUUUCUUAUGGAAAUUAUGCUUAAAAAAUACCAGUUAGCACUUGAUUAAGAACAACACGAGUUACAUAAUAAAGCGGAAAGGGUUGCAUCAAAACGAGGUCAACUCGAGCUUCGUUUCCUUCUGCAGCUCUAAAAUGGUCUAUUGAACCACAGUAUGCACAUUUUAAAAAAUGACCAAAUUUGCUUUCCUUGAUGAUUAUAUUGUUAACAAUAGUUUUUCCAAAGAUGUCACAUUAUUUAACAGAAUUUGCAUCAUCCUUGGCUCUUGAUGGAAGACGCGCACGUGAACUUGGUUAGAGUGUUGGAGUAUUUGGACAAGUUCAUUGAACCUGGCGACUAUAUCUGUGUUGAAGAUUCGAAUCCUCUGGCUCCUGGGGCAGGGCAAGGUCUUGUGAAGAAGCGCGGUUAUAAAGCGUAUGGUCCAAGCAAGAUGAAUGAACUCAGGAAAUUUUUGACUGGUCGUUCCGAUAGAUAUCUUGUUGAUCAGAAAUACACCGAUUUCUUCGGGUAAGAAACAAAAUUGUCUGCGAAGGUGGUUUUCCUUCUAAUCGCUGGAAGCUCGUGUGGUUUUUGUAGAAGCAAACAGGCCUACUUAAAUCCCAUUUUUCCCCCAGUAUAAUGAAAUUGUUUUACCUAAGAAAUGCUGCAAGCGACGCUGUAUUUGAGCUGUGCGUGUUUAGAGAUAUUUGGGAGUUCGACAUGCUGCCCCAGGAUUAAGUCCCGUUCGUCAUUAAGCUCAGGUGCUGUCUGAAGAUUACGAAAACAGACUUACUUUUUUCGCAAUUUAUUUACAUAAAAAGACCAGCAAGCUACAGCAGUUAAAAGAGAUGCAGUACUCUUAAGUAGAUAUGUGGGCGGGAUCCUCGUUGUCAAUGAAAGAUAUACGAAAGAUGUACCCUUUCUAUCAAAGAAGGUAUAUUUAAAAGGAUACGGGUUUGAACCUGGGGGCGGAGCAUAACCUAAUUAACCUUUGUUGAGUGCGGGACCGUACGGUUGUGGGGGCACUCCCCUAUUUAUACUUUAUUCAACUCACUCUAAAAUGGGCACGGUCGGGAUCAACUUUGAUUGUCCGUCUUAGAGAGCUGUCUGGAUUAUAUAGGGGAUCAUUUUCUCAAUCAGAGUAAAAUCAAAAGCUUAUUACAACCAAAUGUUAACGGCUUAGAACUGAUCUCACCAUGCAUUAUGAGUGGUGUCUCCGGUACGCGUUUGUGGUUGAAAACGAAAAUUAUGGUUCUAAUAACAGAAGAUUGGCUGGAAACUGAAAUCAUUAUAACAGUAUUGAAUAAAACGCCAUAAAUAUAGGAGUCACAUACUUCGACUUGUAUGCUUCCUUAAAUCGUAAGUUAGGUACGGUCUUAUCAAGCACCUACAUUUCCAAUUUAAGGUAUUCUUCACUACAUAAAGCACAAGUGUCCUUUGACGGUUUCCAAAGUAUCUGUUGUCCGUUUUAGAGAGGUUUCCGUCUUAUAGAGAGUUCAGUUGCAGUAAAAUGACGACAAAAAAGCAGGGAUUAACACCACGCGUCCGUCUUAUAUAGAAGUGUCCAGUAAGAGAGAUCAAAGAGUUGACUGUGUAUAGAUUCGUGCAGCGGUGAGCUUAAUUAAAUGAGUUAAUGUUGAAACCGUUUGACCCGAUAAACAGAUUUCAUAUUCUCUUGGAUUAGUUAACCAUUCACAAUCUAUGUCGUUGUAGUUUAUCUUUCGUCCACCUUACUUUGUAUUUUUUUUAAACUCACACAGGUACAACGCCACUUGGAAUAUGAAUGGUUAUCUGAAGAGAGUUUAGCAAUGUGUCCUCGAUGAUUUAUCAUUGUUUUGUUGUUGUUGCUGUUUUCAUGGAUGGAAAAUAAUUUCCAAGAGACUGUAAAACAGCGAAAAACUGUAGCAUUUUAUUCUUUUUAUAGCGUUUUUUUGCCUUUGAAUACUCCCAGGAGAACAAUAUUACCUGAUUUCCUGAACAAUAUUCCUUCAUUCUUAAGUUCUCUCAAACAAAUCUGCCUAUUGACUAUUUGGAUGUUCUUGAUUACUAAACUAUUAAAACAACUUCAGAAGGUCUGGAACUUUUUCUGUGUAACUUUUAUUUCAAAUAGAGUCUUAAUUUACGUAGUUAUAUAAUUCUUAGUUUUUAUCCAUCGACAUUGUACAUAGUUUUUAUAUUUUUCUGAUAGUUGAUCUGUUAUACUUAUUUUUUCCUUUAACUGUUAAUUUUUUAGUUCCCCAGGGCACCCAUUUAUAACAGCUUCAGAUGACGGGUUUACCCUG
Molecule: messenger RNA, 4770 nt
Organism: Porites lobata
Lineage: Eukaryota; Metazoa; Cnidaria; Anthozoa; Scleractinia; Poritidae
Source: the annotation of a GenBank genome assembly